This is a messenger RNA of Purpureocillium lilacinum, 780 nucleotides long. NCBI's taxonomy places the organism in Eukaryota, Fungi, Ascomycota, Sordariomycetes, Hypocreales, Ophiocordycipitaceae. The record is from RefSeq and is a predicted model, not a curated record.
AUGACCUCUGCGAGAUUGGCCUCAGCGUCCUUUUAUUUUUUUUUCGGUGAGCGCAUCGGACCCCCCCGGCCAACACCCCGGCCCCCGGUCCACGCCUCCCGCGCUCCCCGGUGCCAACGCUGCGACGCCCAGCCCAGCGGGGGCCGUGUUUGCCAGGAUGCCAGGUGCGCGCGGACGGGGUCAAUAUCAAUCAGUCCUGUGUUGCUUGCCGGGGCUCGCCUCGGAUGCUGGGGUGCGGCGUGGGCGGGUGGCCCGUGUUCCGUACCGUGGAUGCGUGGCGUGGCCGUGUCAUUGAAUAGGAGAGGCGCCCUUCCAUUUGUCUUCGUGGAGCCGUUCCCGGCGGCUUGGGGCAAGGGGGCAUCGACUUUCUGGAAGUGGCCUGGGGACGCGGAGAUUUGGCGCCGCCCGCUCCGCACCAGCUGCUGGUCGAGACUCACCCCGGACCGAAGAAUCGGCUGGCUCCCAGGAAUUCGGCUGCCUGGUGCAAUGGGCAUGCCGCAGCCAGCCCAGCGUUGCGAGAGAGCAGGGACGAGGGCAGACGGCUUGCAGACAAUGCGGUGUGGUGUGCGCCGCCGACGCCACGGGUGUCUGGCUGGAGAUGCAGCUCCUGGCGAGCUUGCUCGGAUGUCCGAGACCGCAUACGUAGUCUGUAGCACCAGGGAGCUUCAUCGAACCGGUCGACGUGUGCCCAGAAAGCACGACGAAGAGACGAGAUGCCGUCUCACGGCAGCUGCUGGCCACCUGUCGUGCCCUGCUGUCAGCAGAGAUAGCAGCACGUAG